GAUGGUUCGAUCCGCACCCCGGCCGGUCCAAUCAAAUGCGCAUCGAAAGCGCCUCCAAACUAGUAGCGAUGGCAAGAAAAUGCACAUGAAAGGUUCAUGGGGGGCGGUGGCUCAGUUCAUGGUUCGGGUCUUGCACGGCUAUUGGUGGUGACUGAUGGUGACAUGAUUUUGCCUGUUUCGUUCAUAGUAAACAAGGCUUAUGGCUUAUGGAUGAUUCCUGUGAGAAGCCGGCCACAUUCCGAUUUGAGAAACUUGAUAUGCAUCGGAUGUGGACGCGCAUGUCCUUUGAUCAGGCUGUACCCAUAAGUGGUCGCAGGGCAUUAGAAACCCCUCUGCCCAUCUCUGCCCCCUAUUCUCCUUUGGGAUCAUGCGAGCUGUGUUCGUGACAGCGCUGCUGGUGCAGUUGCUGUGUUCCAGAGCUGACACUGCUGAGAGCUGUGUGGAUGAUGUGAAUGCUGCUCUUCAGCAGGAGCCAGAUACCUCCCUCGAGCUGCUGCAAGUGAAGAGCACAAAAGAGGAAGAGCACCGUGCUGAGGGUGCUGCGAGUGUUGCGAGUGCCAAGUCCGAAGAAGAGGAAGAGUGGUACCACUACAACCCUCCUGGCUGGAGGGGUGGCCGAGGCUAUGGAUAUUAUCACCACAAUCCCGUUGGCCCACGGGGUGGUCCGGGCUACGGCACGACCUACUACCACCGCAACCCCUAUGGACCCAGGGGCGGUUGGGGACAUGGAACGACCUACUACCACCAUCACGGAGGCAUUGGCUGGCGUUGAGAUGGUGAGCGGAGUUUUGAUGCAAUCAAAAGUAUUUGCACUCCCAUCAUAGUUUCGAGAUCUCAGGCGGAGCGGUUUGAA
Messenger RNA from Durusdinium trenchii, 853 nucleotides. The record is from the annotation of a GenBank genome assembly. Lineage: Eukaryota; Dinophyceae; Suessiales; Symbiodiniaceae.